UUCGUACCUGUGCGGUGAUGAUGGAGGUCGGGGAAGAACUCACGAGAGAGAAAACGAGGAUAUACGUGGGGGGGUUGGGUGGCGGCGUGACGGAGGAUGAUCUCCGCAGAACAUUCUCGGCGUUGGGUGAAGUAGUCUCCGUCGAUGUAGUUCGCACCAAAGGCCGGAGCUUUGCUUACCUCGAUUUCCUCCCUUCUUCCGACAAAUCCCUUCUAAAGCUCUUUAGCACGUAUAAUGGAUGUAUGUGGAAAGGAGGGAAGCUGCGGCUUGAGAAGGCUAAGGAACAUUAUCUUCUUAGAUUGAAGCGUGAGUGGCAAGAGGACUCCGAACAUGCAAGCAAAGCAUCUGAUAGCUGUAAUGCUGAUCCAUCUGAAAGUGUUGGUACUUUAGAAAAAUCAAAGAAACCUCCCUCAGCAGAUAAGACAAAUCUUAAUAUAUUCUUCCCCAAGCUAGGGAAGGUAAAAUCAUUGGCCUCAGCUGGAAUUGGCAAACACAAAUACAGCUUCCAGCGUCUGCAAGUUCCAUCCAUCCCAACCCAUUUCUGUGAUUGUGAGGAGCACUCACUUGCUUUUGUUCCAACCAAUAAAAAGCAAUCUUCUGAAUUUGUGAAUGCAAGUGAUGGAAUUAAUGAGCAAGAGCUCAAUAUUAUGAACUCAGUGAUGAACAGGAUCUUUGAAAAGGCAAACCCAUCUAAGCAAGCAAAUGGGAAGUCUGAAUCGGUGAAUGGAAAUGGUGUUUCCAUGAACUCCAAUGAUGAAUUGGCUGCUCUUGAAAAUGAUGAGGAAGAUCAUCUGACAGAUGAAGAUAAUCUGAUAAUCAAUAUGGCUACUGGGAGAAGUGACAGCAUGGAUUUGUUAGGAGAAAUGCGAACCAUGAUGGUCAAUCGGGAACCAGUAGCUAAUAGACUCGUUACAUCUGGUGGGAAGCCAAAGAAUGUGCAAGAUAGUCGGGAAAAGAAGACCAAGAGUGUGCAAGAUAGUCGGGAAAAGAAGACCAAGAGUGUGCAUGAUAGCCAGGAAAAGAAGACCAGGAGUGUGCAUGAUAGCCAGGAAAAGAAGACCAUGCUACUCAGUAAGAAGAGGAAAUCACCUCACUCGGUAGAGAACCACAGUAGUGGUAGUGUGAUUUCUGAAGCCUUGGGCAAUUCUCAAAUCCAUUUGGAUACUCGAGAAGACAGCAAAACAGAAAUAAAAUCAGGUACAAAGCAAUCGGGAAGCAAUUCUUUACGAUCACUGAAGUCCACAUGGAAAGAUCUGAUUGGCCAGCAGGGCAAUAUGCCAUUCAGUAUUUCCAGCAUCAUUGCAACCGUACCUCAAGAAAAAAGUGAGAAACUCAAGGGAGAUGAUACUCCAAAAAAGAGUUUGGUUUCUAGUAAGAAGAGAAAGAGAGAAUGUGAUAGAAUUGAGCUAGUGUCUUCUGUCCCUGAAACUAGGUCUUCCACAUCACAUAUAAACAAAGAAGUAGUUUUAGACAUCCUUGCAAAUGAUCCUCAGCAAAAGGAGGAACCGAGAGCCGAUGAUCUUGACAUGCCCUUGACAAAAAUUGCGGACCAAUUUAUGAUAUCAGAUGUCCUAUCUAAGGAAAAAGAGGAUGAACCUACAACUGAUGAUAUUGAUGUUGAAAAUAUCCACGAUUUAGAAAAUGCAGAUAACCAGUCAGGUAAAUCCAAGGAGCUAACUGAGGCUUUACCUGCAAAACAUGAUGAAGAUUUGAUUCGAACAGCUAGAGGUGAUGCUUGGCGACAUAAAUCCUCAUGGACACAACUGAUCAGCAAUACAGGUCAUACUUCUUUUAACAUUUCCCAGAUUGUACCCAAUUUAAGCUUUGAAAAACAGGCAGAUGCAUUCGAUCUGCAACCAGCAAACAAGAAUCUCGACAAGUGUGCUGCUGAAACGGCCAACAAUCAGAGGCCAGCUGGUGUAGUUACUAUGAAGAAGAGUUCAGAACGAAGGAAAAGUUUAUCGCUUGGGAACACGGAAUCGGAGGACUCAUGCCUGUUCAUGAGGACCGAAGCAUCCUUGAAAGAGUGGAAGAAGGCAAAAGCAUCUCUGAGCAGUUCACUCAACAAAAAGAAAAAGCCAGUUAAAGAAUCUGCCUAAACUCUUUAAACAUGAAAAAUUGCUGAUUAUGUGUUAUUUGAUGCAAUUUAUCUAUAUGUUUCAUCAAUUGACUAAGAGCCUGCCUGCCUGCCUGCCAAUUAGGUUGCAUGAAAUUUGAUUAUGACUGAAUCACGUCGGACUUGGUAAAAACCUUUUGUUUGCACAUGGUUUCAUUCAUAAUAGAUGAUCGAUCACUUGCAUG
Cynara cardunculus var. scolymus (artichoke) is the source of this 2301-nucleotide messenger RNA. RefSeq lists its product as uncharacterized. The transcript is spliced from 4 exons. The record is from RefSeq and is a predicted model, not a curated record. Gene Ontology annotation, cellular component: nucleus. Gene Ontology annotation, molecular function: RNA binding. Bases 18 to 2099 code for a protein of 693 amino acids. NCBI's taxonomy places the organism in Eukaryota, Viridiplantae, Streptophyta, Magnoliopsida, Asterales, Asteraceae.